AUGAAACGCAGCUCAGUGAUAAUUGUGUUGUUCGCCUUUGGGCUGAGCCUCUGCCAGGCGGAUGUGCAACAGCGUCGUCGGUAUCCCCAACAGUUGCAACAACAACAACAGGGUUACAACUAUCAGCCUGCACGUGUGGAACAGAUUGACCAGCCCUCCCGCACUUAUGGCGCCCCACAACCCCAGCAAUUGUAUAUUGCUCCUGCUGCUCCCGCUCCUGCUGCCCCCGCUUCCGCUCCUGCGCGCCUUCAAGCCAAGCCCGCCCGCUUGGUGGCCAACAGUGAGGCCCAGGAGGACAUUGACGAUGCCGCCGAGGAGGUUGAAGUGCCCAAAGCAGCAGCCCCCGCACUGCCAGCUGCUCCUGCAGCUCCUGUUGCCCCUGUUGCCCCCGUUGCCACGCCAUCCAUUGUUUAUUAUCCCGCUGGCGCUGUGAGUUUUGUGCAGCCAACGGCAUUUGCCAAGUUCAUAACGGCACCGCAAGCCGCAGCUCCUGCUGCCUAUGUCGCUGCUCCCCAGUACUAUGCAGCCUACUAUGGCUAGGGAUAGGCUAAUACUCCCAACUGUGUAUGAAUAACAACUCUAAUUAUAACGAAUAAAUCCCCAUCCUUAAUAGCAAA
Messenger RNA from Drosophila innubila, 617 nucleotides. RefSeq names its product A-kinase anchor protein 14. Bases 1 to 540 code for a protein of 179 amino acids. Lineage: Eukaryota; Metazoa; Arthropoda; Insecta; Diptera; Drosophilidae. The record is from RefSeq and is a predicted model, not a curated record. The transcript has a single exon.